CUACUGUUGAGCACGCACUUAUUUUUAAAAGCCAUCAUGAGUCAUCUUGUUUAAGUGGCAUUUUUACUUUAUCAGAGCGGGCAGUUUGUUUUUACGUACUUUUCGAGGAAAUGUUUGAGAUGUACUAAACAUGGCUAAAAUUUCCAACCGUAAACUACCAAAAAAUGUCCAUUCAUCUCUUGAGUGGAAUUUUCAGAAUAACGAUCCAAACUCUUCCAGCGAUUCAUCUUGGUCUUGGUCGGAUGUCUAUAGAUAUCAAAGAAACAACAAUGCUCAAGACAACCGUGUUAAAGUCGUAGUGUCUGUGGAACAAACUUUGUAUGAUGUCGCUGAACUGCUUGAAAGGAGACUAGGGAUUUGUCUUUCUGGCUGCCAGUUUUAUCUUCAAGAUCGAAUCAAGCUUCGUGGGGAAUCGCCCCUGGUUGAACAUUGUGUUGAAAUAUCCGGUUUAGUUCAGCUAUUACUUGAGGUAAAAACAGCACAUGCAGGCUAUCCAUUUCGACUCAAUGUUGUCGAUAUUCAAAUCCCAGAAUCGGUUGAUCAUCAUGGACCUAACUCUACUAUACCAACCGAAAAAAGCAAACGUCCUGGUAUCGCAAAAGGACCAGGACAACAGAUAUCCAGUGUAAAUUCGGUAAAAAACGAGGAAUCAAGGAAUGAUAGUGCUCUUUCAAGUUCUAACAGACCAAUAAGUCCAAAACCCGAAUGUAUAUCCCCUCUCACUGUUGCCGCAGCUGUGGCAGCGGCAGCUGAUAUUGCAUCAGGAGGGUCUGGCUUAUUGGAAUCACAGCCUUCUCUUAAUGAAAAUGGUAUGGUCUCAGAUGAAUCCGUUAUUCCAGAAGCAUGCAAUAUUCUUGAUAUACACUCAUCGCAAAAUCCUUAUUUAGGAUCCCAGUUGGAACCUGGUGGAGUUCCUGGAGCUUACGACUUAGAAAGCUUAUCAAGAUGGGUUCCUGAUGGUCACUAUCGACGUUUAAUGGAAAUGAAUGAUAUUCCACGUGAUCCUAUUGAGUGGAAUUCGACACAGGUUAUUAUGUGGAUAAAUUGGGCUUGCAAACAAUUUAGGAUUGAAGGCCUAAAAGGCGAAAAGUUGUUCAACAUGCCUGGGUCUAGCAUGUUUGUUCUAACACCAGAUGAUUGGCGACGUUUAGUUCCCAACGCCAACGUUAACUUCUUAACUCACUUAGAGCUACUUAAACGGUGUCGAAAUGUUUGUGUUCCUUAUUGUCCACAACCCCCACAACAGAGCGCAACCCAAUCCCAAAAAUUGUACAGACAAAUGUCACGAUCCCGCUUUCGUAGCUCUAGAAAUUUGACGGAAACGAAUUCUAGUAGGAGUUUUGGUGGAAGUAUUGUAUUUGCGCCGUCGUACUCGGGAGCCUUAAAUUCCUACGAUAUGAAUAAUUCUAACCCACGAAUGAUGUGUUCAAAACCAGUGUUUUUGUCAUGUAAUGAUUCAAAUGGUCACGUUCCAACAUCCAGUACAGUUACAUUAAUGAACGAAACGACUGCUAAUCAGAACUCAUCCAACUACACAAAUAACGGGGUAUGCGAGUCUUCUUCAGGUGGUGGUCAGUUAAUUCAUGGUGCAUUUUUAUUAGCUCAAAAUGGUAACACUCUUCAACAAGGAAUUUCUAAUUCUCAAUCAUCUGCAGCUGGUCAAGUUCAACUGUGGCAGUUUUUACUUGAACUACUUACAGAUUGGAGAUACCGUGAAGCUAUACACUGGAUUAGCGAUGAUGGUGAAUUUAAAUUAAGUAAUCCUGAACAAGUAGCUGCAAUGUGGGGUCAUCGAAAAAACAAACCUGCUAUGAAUUACGAGAAGUUAUCUCGAGCAUUACGAUAUUAUUAUGAUGGUGAUAUGAUUUCAAAGGUUCAUGGAAAACGUUUCGUUUACAAAUUCAUUUGUGAUUUAAAGACUCUACUUGGUUUUUCAGCUGGCGAGCUAUAUAUGUUAGUGAAAAAUUGUGCUGAAAGGCAUUCACAUCGAGGGAAAAAGCGGCGUUUGACUACAGGAUCUACAUACUCUCCAGUAAACAAUCAUACACUGUCUACAUUUCCUAUAGACGAUAGGACUGUGUUCCCAAUACCCGCAGAACAUCCUCGUCCAAUUAAUUUUUUAAACCGGUCUGUACAGAGCAAUGUAACCCCUGGUUACUGCCUCGAUAUCGUCACACCUUCAGAUCCCCUUUCUUAUAAUGUUCCGUUCUCACCUACAUACCGUAUCAGACAACCGGUCAAAUUGGAAAAUGGAGUAAACAGUAAUACACUAGAACAACACUCUAGUAGUUCAUUAGUCCGUCAGUCAUUCCAGCGAAAAAGAUUUUUGGGUUUACAGCCAACUACCGUAAAUACUGACAAUAUUGUUUUUGAAGAUGACUCUAUUCAUAAUAAUGCUUCUGACUCUGAGCAUCAUGAAAACGAUCGAUCACGUGCCCCCACCAGUCCUUGGAGGCUGCGACGACGCUGGUGGGCUCGCAAUCCUUUGUCUGGUGUUUCACCACUUGGCUCUCCUCCUUACUCAUCUCCUUCAUACACUGAACGUUUAUCUUCUGAUUCUGCUCGACAACGAGACGAUGUUUCUGAUCGCUUCAACGGUUCAUGCUCAUCGAUAGCUGGUGCAAGUUCUCAGUUCAGCCAUUCACAGUUCACAGUUGACGAGGACUGGGUUGCCGCCGCAGCGUUAACGGAGGAUAUGGCAAAUGAAUCGUCCAUGAAUUCCUCCACUUCGAUCAAUAGUUCAUUUCGAUCUAAUGGAAUUUCUCUUCCCCAACCUCCCACUCCUAAUACUACUGUAACUGGCUUUGAUGAAGGAGAGAUAGCUUCCGCCGCUGCUUCAUUAUUCAGUCAAUCAAGCCAAUCAGAACCUCCCUUAGUAGUGAAUCAAACGAAUACCGUUCCCAAAAAGAGAAAGCUAUCUUCUAACUUAUCUGAUUAUCGCUGUGAAACGAAAGAGGUUAGAGAUGAUUCUCUUAUCGAAGAUACCGUAUACGGUUCUCGGUUAAGUCAUUUAGGUAGUACCAAGUAUAUCUCUAAUAACCGGUCAUCUAUGCGUAACUAUGGUCCUGUUUUAUUAUCUAGUUAUAGUCAAGGCAUAGAUAUCGAUGCCUUUUUAGCUCAUUGAUGUAUGAUAUGUAUAUGGAGCUUUUUACAGCUACUUAAUGCUAGUUUAUAUCAAAACUUGUACAUUUAUUCAUCAAUAGGUGCCUUCCGAUUUGUUUUGCGGAAGAAUUCAGAUGAAAUUUCAUUCAUUAUUUUCCUUCAAUGGCCUUUCUAUUUUCUGUUAUGUUUUUUCUCCGAAAAUUUAUUUGCUCAGGAUUCUGCUUAC
This is a messenger RNA of Schistosoma intercalatum, 3328 nucleotides long. Lineage: Eukaryota; Metazoa; Platyhelminthes; Trematoda; Strigeidida; Schistosomatidae. The record is from the annotation of a GenBank genome assembly.